AUGACGUCUCAUUGGACAAAUUAUUCCAUCAAUGCUCGCGACGACGAUGCCACGUCCUUGCAGGCUUCAUCCGAGGAUAUACCUGCAUGCACGUCGUGCAAAAAGCGAAAAUUGAGGUGCUCAAGAGAGACGCCUGCUUGUUCGCAUUGCUUGAGGCUAUCCUUGGAGUGUGCUUACGCCCCUAAGCAGAAGCCAGGCCUGAAGACUGGGGCACUGGAAGGCUUGACGCGUCGCGUCGCAUUUCUUGAGCAGAUUCUAUUGGACGAAGUUGGUCGAAUUCGCCCUCAAUUCGACAUCGAUGAAGAUAGGAGUGGUCAUACAGAUCGAGCACAAGAUGGCCUGGCCAAUCGCCGCCCUGCAGACCAUAGAAUUAACACUGACACAACGACGCCGGGCACUAUUCAGCUCGAUGAGAGCAUACGAGAAGCAACCGUCCAGCCACAGCCACCGGUGGAAGAACGUAUACCAAAUCCUCGCAAACGUAAGCUCGAAGAGCCUGUCUUUACGACAGCACUUUUGGAACUCGACAAUAUCGAAAUUGGGGACCAUCUUCCAUCUCAGCCCCUUCUCGUGAAAGUUGCUGAGUUCUUUUGUACAUCAUUUCACCACUGGAUACCUUACUUGCACAAACAAAGAUUGUGCGACACCGUGACAGGAACGAGGGCCGAGUCAAGAUCCGAUCUCGUUCUCCAUGGCCUGGUAGCAGUGACGCUCCGCCAUAUGGAUCGUCAAGUCAUAUGCAUGGAUGAAGACGAGGUUCUGCGUCAAACGAAGAUAUCACAUUUCAUCGUCGAGACGUUGGCAAUGAAAAGCAUGUCAACAGAGAGCUUACAAGCUCUCAUAUUAAUUAUAUUCGAUUAUCUUAGCGAUGGUGACGGAGCAAGAGCAUGGCCUUUAAUCGGGUCUCUGACACGGACAGUGGACUAUCUUCAGCUCACAACUGAACCAGUAGCGUGCCCAGGUGGCGCACUCAUGACGCCUCUACAAACUGUUCCUCCUCUUCAGGAUUGGACAGCACUGGAGGAGCGUCGUCGUCUCUUCUGGGUCAUUUUCUUGCUGGACCGCUUUUGUUCGGUUUCGACAGGCUGGAACACCUCGCUCACUUCCGAAGAUGUACACAGACGUCUUCCUGCAGACGGUGGGUACUUUACUCGCGAAGAACCGGUAUCUACACCCUUCUUUGGCAUUUGGUCCAAAGCAGCGGGCCGAAUAGGCCGAUCCCUUGCCAACGUUCCCGCGCAGUACAACGAAGAGGAUCCGGUAACAGAGCCAGUGCAAGGCUCAACCCCAGGAUCUGCAGCCGGCCUAAUAGAUUCUUCCAAGCUUGGUGCUUUCGCCUACUGCGUCGAGGCUACCGAGUCGCUGAGCCAGGUGACCACAUUCUUCCUCCAGCAAAAAAUCAAUUGGCAGGACAAAGACCAUGCCAUCAAUUGGCUAACAAGAUUCAAAGAACUUGAUCUGCGGCUGGUUCAAUGGAAGAUGUUCUUGCCACCUCGAUGGAAAGACUCCGACAUAUCCGAGAACCGAGAAGUUGUCAAUAUGGAUCCAAAUCUCACGCUGGCGCACAUCACACACAACACCUCCAUGAUACUUCUUCAUCACUCUAUCGCCUAUCCACCAAAGGAAUGGAGUGAUUACAUUGCUUUACCAAAGGACUGUAGCGCACAGACUUGCCAGCAUGCUGCUGUGGAGACGGCAAACAUUGUAAACAAGUUCUUAACACACACUAUGAUUCCGUUUGUGAAUACUCAAUUCGCCUUUUGCACAUUCAUCGCCGCAAAGGUUUUGCUCUACGAACAUCAAGCCACCAGAAGAACCCUCAGGCCGGAAUUUGACCGCAUGAAGCGCAACCUAGAAGAGAUGUCUUCGCGUUGGACCUCCGGUAAACCGCGGUCGGACUCAGGACGUGGAUUGUACGGGACCUCCGAGCUGGACCAAGCAGCGCGAUAUGCAAAUCAUCUAGAUUACCUCUACGACGCAUGUCGCUGCAAUUCAUCAUUUACAUUCAAUUUCUACGACCAUUCCUGCCGACGCCCGGGAAUAUGGACACUCACCAUGAGCACUCCCGCGCCAGUGUCAAGUCCCUCAGUAACAUCAAGGGGUAAGGCACAGAGUGCUGGCGCGAGACGGAGCAUCGUUUCCAAUAGCGACUGCGACGCCCUAAUGAGUCCAAAAACAAUCGUACAGCCUACGCAAGGGUUUGCUCCAACUGAUUCGAGUGCGUCACGCGUUAGACCAUCUGGACAGUAUCACGGUACUCAAUCGGGAGAAGGAUACCCACAACAUUCUGCUGCCAUGCCCUCCCCGUACCUUGCAACGGUAUCGGAAGGGGGCUACCCAAACGCCCAGGCACUCAACAGUGAACUCCUCGCGGGACAUUCACUCCAGGACCAGUCUCUUCUGAGUUUAUCUGACACGCUGAUGGACUCGCAAUUCUUGGACAUGGAUCGUGUGAUAACGUUCGAAGACACGAAUUUCUACCUGCCGGGGGAUGCGUACCGAUGGCAAACUCUAUCAUGA
Molecule: messenger RNA, 2520 nt
Organism: Paraphaeosphaeria sporulosa
Lineage: Eukaryota; Fungi; Ascomycota; Dothideomycetes; Pleosporales; Didymosphaeriaceae
Exons: 4
Coding region: 1-2520 (839 amino acids)
Biological process (GO): regulation of DNA-templated transcription; DNA-templated transcription
Cellular component (GO): nucleus
Molecular function (GO): DNA binding; DNA-binding transcription factor activity, RNA polymerase II-specific; zinc ion binding
Source: RefSeq, a predicted model, not a curated record